CGGAGCUUCCCGCAGUCCCCGUUGGAGGCGCUCGGGGCGGUGUUCACACCCCGGAAGCCAGCGCAGGGUGCCCGGCGCGGAGGAGCAUGACGGCGCCGCUGGCGGGGCUGCGCUGGGGCCUGGGGCCUGGCUGGCUGCUCCGGCUGAAGCGCUGCAGGCGCUCAGCUCCUUGGGAUCUCGGGAUUAGGAGCAGUUCUUCAGGUAAAGAGCUUCUGGGAUUGUUCUCCCUGAACAAUGACAUCCUAUUGCAGUCCUGCCGGAACUAUCAAGCAGUGCUGUGCACCGAGCUGACAAAGCCAUUGAUUAUUAGGAACCUCCCAUCCCCUUCUCUGCAGCCCCAUGAGGUCAGGGUUGGCGUCCGUUACUGUGGAGUAAAUUUUGCUGAUAUCUUGGCCUGUAAGGGUUUGUACCAAAAGAAGCAUUGUCUUCCAUUCACUCCUGGAAUGGAGUUUUCAGGGAUGGUGAUGGAGACUGGAGCGAACGUCAGCACAGUGCAGGAGGGAGACAGGGUAAUUGGUGUGACUGGCACUAGUGCAAUGGCUGGGGAGUGCGUAGCUGAUCAGAAGAUGCUGUGGCCAAUCCCAGAAGGUGUUUCUUACGAAGAAGCUGCAGCAUUGCCUGUGUCUUAUGGCACAGCCAUUUUGGCCCUGGAUCAUAGAGCACACACGCAGCCAGGGGAAACGGUUUUAGUGACAGCAGCUGCUGGGGCCACGGGGCUUGCUGCUAUCGAUGUAGCUGCUAACGUUCUCAAGGCAAAGGUGAUAGCAGCAGCUGGAAGUGAUUACAAAUGCAACCUGGCUCUGCAGAAGGGUGCAGCCCACAGCGUGAAUUACACCCAAGGGAGCCUAAAGGAGGGGGUGAAGAAACUUACAGAUAACAGAGGGGUCAAUGUAGUUCUUGAUGCCGUUGGAGGGGACAUCUUCAAAGAGGCAUUACAUAGUUUGGCUUGGGAGGGCAGGAUUGUGGUGGUGGGUUUUGCUGGAGGAGCAAUCCCCUCUGUCCCAGCCAACCUGCUGCUUCUGAAGAACGUGUCUGCCUUGGGAGUGUUCUGGGGUCGAUACCGGGAAGAGGACUUUCCUGUUUUUUCGUCAUCACUCUCCUCUGCUCUUUGGUACUGCCAGGAAAGACGGAUCCAACCUCAUGUAGGAGCGGUCUUCAAACUGGAAGAGGUGAAUGAAGCCUUUAGCCGUGUAACCCAGCGCAAGUCAACAGGAAAGGUUGUCAUCUCAAUGCAAUAAAUCAGCCUGUUUCCUCAGAACACAGCCCCUGCUGCUGUUGGACUAAUCAGCAGAAUCACCCUUCUGGCUUAUGGAUGCAGACAGCCAAGUUGCAUCUACCCUAUGAUUUCUUUCAUGAUUCGUCUACCACCACCAGUAAUGUAGAGGGUUAGGGGCUCCUGCUUAGGUUUAAAUGACAUGAUGAUAUAAAUACUUGCACCCGUUGCUAGCAUUGGUGGAGUUGUACUGGUGCUAGACAAACAGUGCCAGGAGUCCUAGGGGAGACAAGGUUUCACUGUGACGGGAAGAGGGAGAAUAGAUGCAGAGCAGUGCAAUUAAUACAAACGUAAACCAGACUCUCUUUAAAGGAAUCACCAUUGGGAAAUCUUAAGUCUCCCACUGUGUGCUCUGUAUAAUAUACCCAUAACAUCCUUGUGUCCCUAGAACAGGGCUUCUCAGACUCUUUUUCCAUAGUGUGGUUCACCUUUUAACAGAGGUUUUUAUGUUGGAGACAUCUCCCGCUUCUGCUGGCGGUUGUGCAGACCCCAUCUCUCACAUUUAUGGUUGCACAGACUGCUUCCUUUCUAUUGGUGAUGACCUAGUAUCUUAGGGUAUGUCUGCAUUGCAGUCAGACACCUGCGGCUGGCCCGUGUCAGCUGACUCGGGCUCGCAGGGCUGUUCAAUUGCGGUGUAGACUUUCCAGCAUCAGCUGCAGGGUCCUCGAGCCUGGGCUCCAGCCUAAGCCUGAAUGUCUACACCGCAAUUAAGCAGCCCCUUAGCCUGAGUCAGCUGGCACAGGCUAGCCAUGAGUUUUUAAUUGCAGUCAGAGCCUUUGUGUCAACCACAGUCAUGACUUUCCUCAUGUGACCUUUCCACAUAAGCAAAAUGGUUUUUAGCUUCUUGUAAUGCAAUUUAAGAGCUGGAAGUGAGGAGGGGAAUUAGUGCCAUGAGGCCAGUCAGUGCUCCAUUCACCACAGUUUGAGAGGAGCUGCCCUUGGUGGUGAUAGAGC
Messenger RNA from Caretta caretta (loggerhead turtle), 2227 nucleotides. Its product is annotated as quinone oxidoreductase-like protein 2. Lineage: Eukaryota; Metazoa; Chordata; Testudines; Cheloniidae. Gene Ontology annotation, cellular component: mitochondrion. The record is from RefSeq and is a predicted model, not a curated record. Gene Ontology annotation, molecular function: oxidoreductase activity.